This is a messenger RNA of Dermochelys coriacea (leatherback sea turtle), 9092 nucleotides long. RefSeq names its product tenascin C (gene TNC). Bases 758 to 7960 code for a protein of 2400 amino acids. The transcript has 29 exons. The record is from RefSeq and is a predicted model, not a curated record. Gene Ontology annotation, molecular function: protein binding. NCBI's taxonomy places the organism in Eukaryota, Metazoa, Chordata, Testudines, Dermochelyidae.
CAUCUUUGGAACUGGAAUCCUGCUUGCCACCCUCCUGCUCUUACUGGAUUUUAUUUCACAGCAUUAAGAAGAGGGGGAAGACUAAAAACUCUGAUAUACUUUGCUGAUGCUGUAAGGAAAAUAUUCUCCUCUGAGUCACUUGCCUUGAGCUCACUUUUUUUUUCCCCCUCAUGGAGCAGGGGGUUUCCUUCUUUAGCCAUAAACUGCAUGCAAUACCUUUGUGUGUGGUGUGUUUCAGUUUCACACGCUAACCCACGCUCCAAAGGGACUCGGGAGGCUGUUCCUUUAAUAAGCCAACUGGAGAAAAAAAAAGUGGAAGGCUUGCCUUGAGGCAUCCCAUUACAGUGGAAUGAGACAAGGAUCAGGGCUUCUAGCUCAGCUAUAAAAACCAGGCAGAAGCUGGCUGCUCUGACCAUACUUUGCCUUACUGUCAAACAUCUCUCUCUCUCUCUCUCUCUCUCUCUCUUUCUCUCUCUCAAACACACACAGACUAUAAGACAAGACAACUUUUUUCUCAGUUUUGACAGGACAGCAACAAAGUGGAAAGCCGGUUGCUGAUUUUUACAUCCUAUUUAUUUCAUGGAGGCUGCUCGUGGUGGGAUCUAAUUCAUAUCAAAGCUUGUAAGGGGGAAAGUACAGCAGGAAGAGAGGAGAAAUCGAAUUUUGUUUGGAGCUGGCUCUCCAAAUUCUUCUCCGGACGGUGAAAGCAAAACGGCAUUGAGGAACCAACAGUGUCCCAAAGGAGCCGAAUAUCACCAUGGGGCUUCCUAUGCAGGUUUUGACCUGUGCCAUCAUAGCUUUGCUACACCACCAUGUCAACGGUGGGCUCAUCAAGAGAAUUAUCCGGCAGAAGCGGGAGACCGGGUUAAACGUGACCUUGCCAGAGGAUAACCAGUCUGUGGUCUUUAACCAUGUCUACAACAUUAACGUACCCAUGGGCUCCCUCUGCUCUGUGGACUUGGACUCAGCUAAUGAGGACACAGACCUGAAGCCCCAGGUUGAGCCAAGCAAGACCUACCAGGAGCACACAGUGAAUGAGGGGAACCAGAUUGUCUUCACACACCGCAUCAACAUCCCCCGCCGGGCUUGUGGCUGUGCAGCUGCCCCUGACAUCAAGGAUCUGCUGAGCAGACUGGAAGAGCUGGAGGGGCUGGUAUCCUCUCUACGAGAGCAGUGCUCCAGCAGCGCUGGCUGCUGCCCCGGCGGCCUAACAGCAGAGGGACAAGUGGACACCACACCGUAUUGCAGUGGACGAGGGAACUACAGCACUGAGCACUGUGGCUGCAUUUGUGAACCUGGCUGGAAAGGACCCAACUGCUCAGAACCAGAAUGCCUGAACAAUUGCAACAACAAAGGCCGCUGUGUCAAUGGGAAAUGUAUCUGUGAUGAGGGCUUCACUGGGGAGGACUGCAGCCAGCUCACCUGCCCCAAUGACUGCAGUGACCAAGGCAAAUGCAUCAAUGGUGUCUGUCUGUGCUUUGAGGAGUACACCGGUGAGGACUGCAGUGAAGAGCUUUGCCCGGUGACAUGUAGUGAGCAUGGAAAGUGUGUGAACGGUCGGUGUGUGUGUGAUGAAGGCUUCACCGGUGAGAACUGCAGUGAGCCGCUCUGCACGAACAACUGCAAUAACCGUGGGCGCUGCGUGGAGAAAGAGUGUGUGUGCAACGAAGGCUACACAGGUGAAGACUGCGGCGAGCUUAUCUGCCCCAAUGACUGCUACGACCGUGGCCGCUGUGUCAACGGGACCUGCAACUGUGAGGAGGGCUUUACCGGGGAAGACUGCGGGGAGCUUACCUGCCCCAACAACUGCAACAACAAUGGCCGCUGCAAUAAUGGGCUGUGUAUCUGCAAUGAGGGCUUUGUGGGCGACGACUGUAGCGAGCAGCGGUGCCCCAAGGACUGCAACAAGCGGGGGCGCUGUGUCAAUGGGAAGUGCGUGUGCAACGAGGGCUUUGCUGGGGCCGCCUGUGGCCAAGUGAAGUGCCCCAAAGAUUGUAACAACCAGGGCCGCUGCAUCAAUGGGCAGUGUGUGUGCCAGGAGGGCUUCAUGGGCGAAGACUGCAGUGAGUUGCGGUGUCCUAGUGACUGUAGCAACCGGGGCCGCUGUGUCAAUGGGCAGUGCGAGUGUGACGAGGGCUUCACGGGUGAGGAUUGCAGCCAGCUGAAGUGCCCCAAUGAUUGUCACAACCGCGGGCGUUGCGUCAACAGGCAGUGUGUGUGUAAUGAGGGCUUCAUUGGCGAGGAUUGUGGAGAGCUGAGGUGCCUCAACGACUGUAACAACCGGGGGCGCUGCGUCAACGGGCAGUGUGUGUGUGAAGAGGGCUUUGUGGGCGAGGACUGCGGAGAGCUGAGGUGUCCCAACAACUGUAAUGAGCACGGGCGCUGCAUCAAUGGGCAGUGUGUGUGCGACGAUGGGUACAUGGGGGAGGACUGUGCUGAGCUGAGGUGUCCCAAUGACUGCAACAACCAGGGGCUCUGCGUCAACGGGCUGUGCCAGUGUGACAGUGGGUUCACGGAGAUCGACUGUAGCCAACAGCGGUGUCCCAGUGACUGCAACAACCGGGGGCGCUGCAUCAACGGACAGUGCCUGUGCGACGAGGGCUUUCGAGGAGUGGACUGCGGUGAGCGAUCCUGCCCCAACAACUGCAAUGACAUGGGCCGCUGCGUUGAUGGACAAUGCAUUUGUGAUGAUGGAUACGAAGGGGAUGACUGCUCCAAUGUGUCCUCUCCAAGCGACUUGACAGUGACAGAUGUGACAGAUAAGACCGUCAAUCUGGAAUGGAAGAAUGAGAAUCUAGUCAAUGAGUAUCUCAUCACCUAUAUUCCUACCAGUGUUGGUGGCCUAGAACUGCAGUUCAGGGUGCCUGGAAACAAGACAUCUGCUACCAUCCGUGAACUGGAACCUGGUGUGGAAUACUUUAUCCGUGUAUUUGCCAUCCUAGAGAACAAGAAGAGUAUUCCAAUCAGUGCCAGGGUGGCAACCUAUCUGCCUGCUCCUGAAGGUCUGACAUUCAAAUCCAUCAGGGAGACAUCUGUGCAGGUGGAGUGGGAUCCUCUGAACAUUUCAUUUGACGGCUGGGAGCUCAUCUUCCGAAAUAUGAAAAAGGAAGAUAAUGGGGACAUAACCAACAGUUUGAAGAGAGCAGACACAUCAUAUAUGCAGCCAGGUCUGGCACCAGGACAACAGUAUAACGUGUCCCUGCAUGUAGUGAAAAACAAAACCAGAGGACCUGGGUUGUUUAGAGUGUUUACCACAAAGCUUGAUAGCCCGAGCCAGAUUGAGGCAAGAGAUGUGACAGACACCACAGCUUUAAUCACAUGGUUCAAACCUUUGGCUGAAAUUGAUGACAUGGAGCUCACCUAUGGACCAAAGGAUGUUCCAGGGGACAGGACGACCAUCGACCUCUCUGAGGAUGAAAGCCAGUACUCCAUUGAGAAUCUGAAGCCACACACAGAGUAUGAGCUGAUGCUGAUCUCUCGGCGCGGGGACAUGGUCAGCGACCCUGUGAAGGAAAUCUUUGUCACAGACUUGGACGCACCGAAGAACCUGAAGCGCCUGUCUCAGACAGACAGCAGUAUCACCUUGGAGUGGAAGAACAGCCAAGCCAGCAUCGAUAACUACAGAAUCAAGUUCGCUCCCAUCUCAGGUGGAGACCAUGCUGAGAUAACUGUACCAAGGAGUAACCAGGCCACAACCAAGGCUACACUCACAGGUCUGAGGCCUGGAAUUGAAUAUGGCAUUGGAGUGACAGCAGUGAAGCAGGACAGAGAAAGUACUCCCGCUACUAUGAAUGCUGCAACCGAUCUGGAUAACCCCAAGGACUUGGAGGUCACUGAUAACACUGAAACGACCCUCUCCCUCCGCUGGAGAAGACCACUGGCCAAGUUUGACCGCUACAGCCUCACUUACAUUAUCCCCUCUGGGAGGAAGAAUGAAAUUGAGAUACCAGCAGAUAGCACCUCUUACCUCUUGCGAGGGCUGGAGGCUGGUACAGAAUAUACCAUCACCCUAGUGGCAGAGAAAGGCAGGCACAAGAGCAAACCCACAAUGGUGAAGGAGUCUACUGCCACACAUAGUCUAGAUCUAAAGUGGGAGACAACUCCUGGCCCAGAUGAGUACUCUGGAUCUUGGAGCUCAGAGGCUUCUGGGAUGGGGGAGGAUACGCUGAGGGAUGUUGUGGUCUCCAAUGUGACAGCGCAUGGCUUUAGUCUCUCGUGGAAGGCGGACUCAGGAGCCUACACUAGUUUUGUGGUGGAGUACAAGGAAGUGGCAGCUGGGCCCCUUGCAGAAGUCUUCAUGCCUGGAGACUACUUAGGCACUGUGAUUGAUGGCCUCCAGGCUAACACAUCCUAUAAAAUCAAGGUGUAUGGAAUGAUUGGAGGACAGCGCUCCCAUCCUCUUGAAGCUGUGGCUACAACAGCACAUCUAGUCACAGCAUCUGGAGAAUCAGACAGCGAAACAACACUUAAUCCUACCAGCCCAGCACCUACUGAGCUAAGUUACUUAACAAACCCAAGCACUGAUUCUCACACUCUGCUUUCAGUACCCACUGAUUUUUCCACCCUGGAAGCCACUGCCCAACUUCAUGACCUUAAAAUAACAGGCAGGACUUUCAAUAGUUUUACAGUAUCCUGGGCAGCACAAGAUGUGUUAUUUGAUCAGUUCUUUAUCACCCUGAAAAGCCUGCCCAGUUUAAACAGGACUCAGGAAAUCUUUGUGCCUGGAAACCUACGAGAAACAGAAUUUAUCAAUCUCACAGCUGGCACACAAUACCUGAUUAAUCUCCGUGGAAGCACUCAAGGUCAGCUCUCUCAGUCACUGGAUGCUCUAGCUGCCACAGAGGAGGAACCUGAGCUCGGAAAGUUAGCAGUACCGAAGGUUAGCUGGGAUGGUUUCCAACUCAACUGGACAGCCGCAGAAGGAGCCUAUGAGACUUUUGUCAUUCAGGUGCAGGAGCCUAACAAUCCAGAAGAAGCUCGGAAUCUCACAGUCUCGGGCAGCCUACGCUUUGUGAAUGUUACUGGCCUCAAGGCUAACAUGCCCUACACUGUCACCCUUUAUGGUGUGAUUCAGGGCUACAGGACCAAACCCCUUUCUGUUAACACCACAACAGCAGAACCCGAAGUUGGUGAACUAACAGUUUCCAACAUUACCCCCGAAAGCUUCAACCUUUCCUGGACAGCCACGGAUGAGGCCUUCAAGACCUUUACCAUUGAAAUUAUUGAUUCUAGCAGGUUACAGGAGCCGAUGGAGUACAACAUUUCAGGCAACUUAAGGACUGCUCAUAUCUCAGGGCUUUCCCCCAAAACUGAUUUUAUUGUCUACCUCUCGGGGAGCAUGCGUGGUUUCCGCACAAAGGCAAUAAGUGCUGCAGCUACUACAGUAGACGAACCUCUCCUUAGCAAACUAACUGUCUCAAACGCUACCUCAGACAGUGUGUCCCUCACAUGGGAAGCUCAGGAUGCUGCCUUUGAUCGCUUUGUUUUAGAAGUUAUAAACUCUGACUUGCCUUUGGAUUCCCUGGUGCACACAGUGCCAGGGGCCUCACGGAGUUUUGUAAUCACCAACCUAAGAGCUGCCACUAAUUACACUGUCCAACUGCAUGGUCUAGUUGAUGGCCAAGGUGCUCAGACUUUGACAGCACUGGUUACCACAGAGGCCAAGCCACAGCUGGGCACGCUCACACUCACAAACGUUACCCCCGACAGCUUCAACCUCUCAUGGACUGCGAGAGAUGGGCCUUUUGCAAAGUUUGUUAUAAAUGUUAGAGAUUCCUAUGCAACUCACGCACCGCAGGAGCUUACGGUGUCAGGAGGGGCCCGCAGCGCUCACAUCUCAGGCCUGGCAGAUUACACUGGCUAUGAUAUUAACAUUCAGGGCACCACCAAUGCAGGGGUCCACACAGAGCCCCUCACUGCUUUUGUGAUGACAGAGUCCAUGCCCCCACUGGAAAACCUAACUGUCUCUGACAUUAAUCCUUAUGGGUUCACGGUGUCCUGGAUGGCAUCAGAGAAUGCCUUUGACAACUUUCUAGUAAUCGUGGUGGAUUCUGGCAAGCUGCUGGACCCACAGGAGUUCCUCCUUACAGGAGCCCAGCGGCAACUGGAACUUAAAGGCCUUAUUACUGGCAUUGGCUAUGAGGUUAUGCUUUAUGGUUUUGCCAAGGGGCGCCAAACAAAGCCCCUAAGCACUAUGGCUGUUACAGAAGCAGAACCCGAGGUCGACAACCUUCUAGUUUCAGAUGCUACCCCAGAUGGCUUCCGUCUGUCUUGGACCGCAGAUGAUGGGGUCUUUGACAGCUUUGUUCUUAAAAUCAGGGAUACCGACAGGCAGUCUGACCCACGGGAACUAAUAGUGCCAGGCCAUGAACGCACUCAAGAUAUAACAGGGCUGAAAGAGGGUACUAAGUAUGACAUUGAACUCUAUGGACUUAUCAGUGGACGACGUUCUCAGCCCAUAAAUGCAGUAGCUACCACAGCUGUGGGAUCACCCAAGGGACUCAAGUUCUCUGACAUUACUGAAAACUCAGCCACAGUCAGCUGGACACCUCCAAGGACCCAAGUAGAGAGCUUCCGGAUUUCAUACAUCCCCAUAACAGGAGGUACUCCCAAUGUUGUGACAGUGGAUGGAACCAAGACUAGGACCAAGCUGGUGAAACUGAUCCCAGGUGUAGACUACACUGUCAGUAUAAUCUCCAUCAAAGGAUUUGAAGAAAGUGAGCCUAUCUCUGGAAUUCUGACUACAGCUCUGGACAGCCCAUCAGGACUGGUAGCGGUGAAUAUCACAGACUCUGAGGCCUUGGCAAUCUGGCAGCCAGUGAUUGCCACAGUGGACAAUUAUGUCAUCUCCUACAUUGCUGAGGAUGAUCCAGAAGUUACUCAGACGGUAUCUGGGAACACUGUGGAAUAUGACCUUAAUGGCCUUCACCCUGCAACUGAAUAUAUGCUGAGGAUCUAUGCAGUAAAGGGACCUCAGAAGAGUGAGACGGUCUUCACCAAAUUCACUACAGGCAUGGAUGCACCAAGAGAUUUGAGUGCCAUUGAGGUCCAGUCAGAAACAGCAGUACUGUCAUGGAGGCCUCCACGGGCUUCUGUCACCGGCUAUCUCCUUAUCUACGAGUCUAUCGAUGGCAAAGUCAAGGAAGUCAUCCUGGGACCUGAGGCAACUUCCUACAGCCUGUCUGAGCUAAGCCCAUCCACCCAGUACACAGUGAAGCUGCAGGCACUGAACAGAGCCCUGAAGAGCAAGAUAAUCCAGACUAUUUUCACCACAACUGGACUUCUCUAUCCUUACCCUAGAGACUGCUCCCAAGCUCUGCUGAAUGGAGAAAGUACCUCUGGACUUUACACCAUAUAUAUGAAUGGAAACAAGUCACAGUCUGUAGAGGUGUAUUGUGACAUGAUCUCUGAUGGAGGUGGAUGGAUUGUGUUUCUGAGGCGCCACAAUGGAAAGGAGGAUUUCUACAGGAACUGGAGGACUUAUGCUGCUGGAUUUGGGGAUCCCAAGGAUGAAUUCUGGAUAGGUCUGGAGACCCUCCACAAAAUCACUUCCCAGGGCCAGUAUGAGCUGCGUGUGGAUCUGCGAGACAAGGGCGAGACAGCUUAUGCUCUCUAUGACCGGUUUAGCGUGGGAGACUCCAAGACCCGUUAUCGGCUAAAAGUGGAUGGAUACAAUGGAACGGCAGGUGACUCCAUGACCUAUCACAGUGGACGGUCUUUCUCCACCUUUGAUAAGGACAAUGACGCUGCCAUCACAAACUGUGCUUUGUCCUACAAAGGUGCUUUCUGGUACAAGAAUUGUCACCGAGUCAAUCUGAUGGGCAGAUAUGGGGACAACAGCCACAGUCAGGGUGUUAACUGGUUCCAUUGGAAGGGCCAUGAAUACUCCAUCCAGUUUGCAGAAAUGAAGUUGAGACCCAUCAGCUUCCGGAAUCUAGAAGGGAGACGAAAGAGAGCAUAAAACUCAGAGAUGGAGGAAAGUUUGGGAAGCUGGGUGGGGGUAGUGGUAGGGUUUUCUGGAAUAACAGGGGGGAGGGGGAGAUAAGGCAGCUGGUAAUCUUACCAAAGCAUCAAUGACGCUUGGCCUAAAUGGGGCUCCUUCUACAGUCUGAGUGACCAGCCUUAUGAAACCACAGCAUCUUCUGCAGACCAGCUUUCGCUGCCCAUGGUUAAUGCCCUUCACACCAAAGACAACAAUCUCAAGGGUUCUGUAUUGAUUUUAGAUUUUGGGAAGGGGGUUUUUCUCAGAGAGGUUCCGUGACAAGAUUCUUCCAUGGUCUCUUGGGCAGCUCAAGGGAAGGGUGGGGGGAAAGGCUGUACAUUUGUAGUUUGAGAACCAGCCAUAUUUUACACAUACAAGUUUGUAUGAUUAUCAUUAUUAUUAUUAUUAUUAUUGGUCGAACUUCUGUUGGUCAUUGGAAAGCUUUUUUUAAAUAUAUAUAUAUAUAUAUAUAUCAUGUAUCGCAGAGAAAGAUGGGGGAGGGGAAUCAAUUUAAACCAUAAGCAAAAUCUUAAUUUUAUUAAUAUAAUGACAAAAUAAUAAUAAUAAUGAUAAUAAUAAGCUACAUUUUUGUCAUGCUUUCCGAAACACAGCAGGACAGUGUCUGAUUGUAUUUUUUUUUUUAAAUAAAGCACAAUUUUAAAUAAACCUCUACAUUUUCUUCAUGCAUCAACUUUGUGCACGUCCAGGGUAUAUUUCCUUAAGUAGGGGAGUAAAGAAGGCUGAGAAUGAUCAGGAUGUUAAAUUUAUUCAGAAAGCACGCUCCCUUUUGUCAGUGUUUGGGUGUAAGUAUUUUGGUGGACUCCUUGCAAUGGAAUGCUUGGGAAGGUUUUUAGAGGGUGUUCCUUUUUUCCUAUCCAGAAGCACAUUCGCCGUGCCAUUUAACUGACUGACUCUUGCUUUCAACUAGGUGGGAAUCACUAACAAAACAAAACCAGCAACAUGCAAAGGUGGGAUUAGCUACCAAAUGGCGAUGCGGAACACCUGUGUAAAUAAAGGGCUCCUUUUAAAAAAAAAAAAAAAAUGAAGCCUCUGUGUAGUUCCUCUGUACCAUACUCUUUGAUUAAAGACAAUAAAAGACCUUUUGUUUUAA